Eruca vesicaria subsp. sativa (arugula) is the source of this 1470-nucleotide messenger RNA. Lineage: Eukaryota; Viridiplantae; Streptophyta; Magnoliopsida; Brassicales; Brassicaceae. The record is from the annotation of a GenBank genome assembly.
AUGGAUGCUCUUGGGAGAGAGAUAGAGGCGCUAAAGCCACAAGUGAGGAACAUGUUCAUGUCUUCCAAAGGCAUUAAGAAGAAAAUUCUUUUUACCUAUUUGCUUUUGACACUUGGUCUCGCGUAUCAUUUCGAGGAUGAAAUCGUGAAAACUCUAAAAGAUGGUUUCCAAAAGAUAGAGGAGAUGAUGGCAGGUGAAGAAGAUUUGUACACGGUUUCCGUCAUCUUCUAUGUUUUCAGGACAUAUGGUCACAACAUUUCUUCUGAUGUUUUUGGGAGAUUCAAAGGAGACAAUGGGGAAUUUAAAGAAUGUCUUACAAGAGAUGCUAAGGGUAUCCUAAGCUUGUAUGAAGCUUCCCACAUGGGGACGACUACAGAUUAUAUAUUGGAUGAAGCCUUGACCUUCACAAUAAGUAACUUGGAGUCGUUAAGUUGUACAUGCAAACCUAAUCUCUCAAUGCUUAUAAGGAACUCUUUGGAUUUACCACAGCAUAAAAACAUGGAGAUAUUGGUGGCAAAGGAAUAUAUCCGGUUCUACGAAAAAGAAGAAGAUUGCGACAGGACGCUACUCAAGUUUUCCAAGCUUAACUUCAAAUACCUCCAGUUUCUUUACCUUCAAGAACUCAAAAUGCUUUCAAAAUGGUACAAGGAACAAGACUUUGAAUCUAAGUUUCCACCUUACUACAGAGACCUACUCGUGGAAACGAACUUCCAUACGCUAACACACAUGGAGCCGAAACAUUCACGACUGAGAAUUUUUGUGACUAAACUUUACAUAAUGGAAGUAAUACUAGAUGAUACUUGUGACAGAUAUGCUUCUCUAAAUUAUUUGAAAUCAUUAGUUAAAUUCAUAUUUGGUACAUUCGAAGAAUUUGAAAGAGAACUUGAGUCAGAAUCAGGAGGGCUUUACGGUUUGGAAGCUACAAUUGAAAAAUUCAAGAGAUUAAUGAGAAGUAACCUUCAACUUGCCAAAUGGGCAAGUGCGGACCACUUGCCUAGCUUUGAGGAGUACCUAGAUGUUGCUGGAGUCGAGACUGCUAUAGAAUUUACCGUGGCAGGUAUUUUGAUGGCAAUGGAGAAUAUCUGCAAGGCAGAGGCUUAUGAGUGGUUGAAAACUAGAGACAAACUCGUUAGAGCACUGGCUACAAAAACGCGACUACCUAAUGAUAUGUUUGGCUAUAAGGAUGACAUGAGCAGAGGAUAUUUAACUGGUUCGGUCAACUGUUAUAAGAAGCAGUAUGGAGUUACCGAAGAAGAAGCAUAUAGAAAGCUUCGUCAAUUGAUUGCAGAAGGUGAUAAGAUGAUGAAUGAGGAAAUUUUGAAGCCAAUCAAUGUGCCACGCCAGGUUCUAAAGGCAGCCAUGAUAGACACUUUACGUGAAUUAAAUGUUGCCUACAGUAAAGACGAUGGAUUUACCCGUCCCGAUGGACAUUUCAAGAACCUUAUAACGUCUAUUUACGUUGAUCUUUGA